GCGAAAAAUGUAAAAGUAAAAAAUCGGUAAGUCAGAGGGGUAAAAGGGAUUUUUUACAAUAUGAAUUUUGGGACUUUGACGGUGGAGUUGAGAAGGUUAUGAAAGAGCGCUUGGCCGCAUAGGUUGUGCCGCGCGAUCCAUCCCAAGCAAGCUUAUAUAAAGUCUGCUAAAGCCCGCCAAGCUGGCAAGAAGAUGGCGGCGCCGCCGAAUGUUUCCCGCGCAAAGACGUGGAUGGUGGACGGCAGAUAGAUGACUACAUGGUAUGCCGAGUGCGCGGGCGAAUGCUGCGAAGAGAGUUGACUGCGGUGUCAAGUGAAUCGUGUUUGUGCGAGACUCUCGGAGCUCGGAGCUCGGUGCCCGGGGCCAAAGGACUCCGUUUGAAAUUGCCGCACUAACUUUACUUUUUGAAUCCUCGAUUUUCUUGAAUUGUGUUCGGUAACGCGGGCGUAAUCGCCUAGCACAAACGCGGUUGACAAAAUGGGCCAGUCCGACGAUAUCGAGGACUCGACUUUCAUGAAACACCAGGAUCUCUGCCAAAAGCUUAAUAUGGACGCGAGCGCUGCCAGCGAGGCCUGGAGAUCUUACGAGAACAUAAGGCAGCACUACACUCUGGAGGUAUUCCUUAUUUACUUAAUUACUUGCGCGAAGCGUAGGUCGCUUCUCUCUCAUUUCCAGUCGUAUUAUAUGCCUUCCUUCAUUUGUUUUCCUCCUUCGCCAUUAACUUAUCGAUAUAGCAUUGUAAUGAAAUAUUUGAUUGUGUUGAAGGGUGAUCAACUGCAUUGGAUAGGAUGUGCCCUGUACGUUGCUUGCCGGAAGGCCUCGACCCCUACCGUAGGAAAGACUGGAGCAAAUAUUCAAGGGAAUUGCGUUUCCUUGACUAGACUUCUCAGGCUUUGUAAUUUGCCUUUAAUAGAAUUUUUUACAAAAAGUAAAGCCUGGGCUGAUAUGUGUAAUAUGCCUCAAGAUUUUGGAGCAAGAAUAGAUACAUUACAUAGAAACUUUUCUGUGUCGUCGGUAAUAUUCCAAAAGUAUCAACCAAUUUUUAAAGAUAUAUUUAAGAAUCCAGCCGACGAUUUAAGCAAACCAAUGAGAUCUAGGAGACACAAAGCUGUACCCUGUACGCUUUCGAGAUUAUUCGAAUUUUGUUGGUCACUUUUUAUUUGCAUAAAAAGCGGAAUAUCAACAAUUUCUGAUGAUCUUGUGAAUUCUUAUCAUUUAUUAUUAGUUGUCUGCGAUCUAAUGUACAGCAAUGCUGUAUUAGCAAACAGAAAGGAUUUGUUGAAUCCUGAUUUUCCCGGACUUCCUGAAAAUUUCAACGAUGAAAGCUAUACUCCACCAGAAGUCACAAAUUGCAUAGUCAGCUUAUUAUGCGAGCGUCAUAAUGCUAUCGCAGUUGAAGCUAUUGGAAUCAAAGAGUAUUCCUUAAAGCGAUAUAUGAAUAAGCUUUUUAAUGAAAAGACUAUACGAGGAGAUCAGUCUAAUUUUUCUGGAAUCUUGGAAGCCUUAAAUUUUGAUGGAAAUAACAAAGCAAUUAACAAAGCUUACGAACAGCAUGUCCUCAGUGUUGGAGAUCUUGAUGAAAGAAUUUUUCUGGCUGAAUGGAGAAGAGCAAGACUAGAGGGUGUAUCACAAAUGCAAGCUGUUGAUGGAGAAUUAGCUUGGUCUGUGUUAUCAAAAGGACCAGAUUCACCAUCAAAAAUGAUAAAUAUGAGCGAUCUUCAAGAGCAGUUUCAACCAAAAAAAGAGCAAAUAUCGAUACAACAUUGGGCACCACCAACGCCUCUCACUGGUCGUAAAUAUUUAAAAACAAAAGACGUAACAAAUGCGACAACGACGUCAAAUCCAACGCAAAGUGUCAUACGUCUGCAAACUCUUUUAGUAGGAUGUCAAGCUUUUCCAUCUGAAAAUCUCUUGGAAAUAUUUAAAAACAGUUCACCAGAUAUUCAAACAUUUGUAGAAAUGAAGGUUCAAGAAUUCGGAAAAACAUUCUGUGAUGCAUAUUCACCAAAAAUUGUUGAUCAGGCUGAAAAUACUUUUCUAGAUUUUGGAAAAAAACGUUUACAAUCCGCGCAAACAUUAUUUUAUAAAGUUUUAGAACUUGUUUUAAAGGAUGAAAUGUCGAAGAAACAAAAUUUUGAUGUUUCGACUUUAUUGAAAAACGAUGUUUUUCUUCAAUGUUUAUUCGCAUGUUGUUGCGAAAUUGUCGUUUAUUCAUAUCAAAAUAAAGACAGAACAUUUCCUUGGAUUUUAAAAGCACUAAACUUGGAAGCUUAUUUCUUUUAUAAGGUUAUUGAAGUUAUUGUUAAAGUCGCUGUAGAUCAGCUGACACGAGAUAUGGUCAAGCAUUUGAAUACUAUAGAAGAAAUGAUCCUUGAAUCUCUGGCUUGGAAAUCAGCAAGUCCUUUAUGGCAAGCACUUCAAAAUUGUGAAGGCGGUGUUCCAUCUUACGAAGAUGUUGCAUUGCCUGGUACUUUUGAUUUAGUAGAUCCCAACACUCCUGGGCAACCAGUAUUGAGAAGAAUUGCUUUAGAUAGAGGAGCGCAUCACGAUGUUGCACAAAGUCCCAUUUCCUCUGCCUCUGAACGGUUUCAGUCUCCAGUGCCGGCAUCAGGCGUUGCUAAAAAACGUUUAUUCACCGAUUCGAAAUCGUCGGCACAAAGUGUAUUAAAGGUAGGCGGACCAAGCCUAUUGUCCCGACUCGUCGCAGUGCCUGAACAAUCGAGUCCCCAGAGGAACGGCUGUGGAUCAACAUCCAACGCUUCCGUAGCAACUGUAAAUCGCGACCAAAGUAAGCCCCGCCGCACGGGCUCGCUCGCCCUCUUUUUCCGUAAAUUCUAUAAUUUGACGAUCACGAGAAUGCAGACGAUCUGCAACUCGUUGGAUAUAACCGACCUCGACCUCAAGAGAAAGAUCUGGACGAUUUUCGAAUAUUCGAUAAUGGAGCGGACGAUUCUCAUGAAGGAUCGACAUUUGGAUCAGAUCCUCAUGUCCGCAGUAUAUGUCAUCUGCAAACUCGGUAAAAUUGAGAAAAAUACGUUCACAGAGAUUAUGCGCUGCUAUAGGCUCCAACCUCAAGCAGAGUCACAUAUUUAUCGUUCCGUCCUUAUAUCAAGAAUCCAAAAUAAUUCGGAAGCAGCGUUGGAGGAUAACAACAGGAAUAAUCAAACAAAUAAUGCGGCACCGCCGACCCCUUCGGACAUGGCCGCGACAUCACGUAUCUACGGCUCCGAAGAACGCGGGGAUCUUAUCAAGUUUUACAAUACGGUAUACGUUCCGGAGGUAAAGGAUUUUGCUAAGAAGCUCGGUCUGACGGAGGGCAGUGUUACGAAUCUAACGCUGAGUCCGUUGCCAAAGGGCCGAUCACUCACUAGCAGCUCGCCGGUGAGACGGGUCACAGAAAGUGUCAUGACUCGCGUUCUGGAUCCUAAGGAGAUCGCGGCCUCACCUGCGCCUCAAUUACAUUACUGCUUCAAUCGCAGCCCAGCUAAGGAUCUGGAGUCAAUUAACAAGAUGGUGACAUCCGUUGACGCAAGGAAAUGUGUAGGCAAGCGUUUGCUCUCCGAUGAUACUGAAAUUCCACUUACACUGCCAAACGGUGAGCCUAACGUGAAAAAACUGAUGACCGCGACAACGACGUUCGUUGCUCGAAAACUGGAGAACAUCAUUGGCGAUCGGCGCACGCAAAAUCAGUAGACCAAUUGCGAAUUUCAAGUAAAACGUAGGACACUGUACGGUAACCGAUGGUCGUUAUACAGUGAAAGCAAAUGACAUUAUUGAGGAAUAGCUGCACUACGAAACAUAUUUAAACACAUCGUAGAAAGAGCUUACUCUCAACAUGCUACAUCAGCAGUCAUAUGAACGCCUACCGCAGUGUUCUAAACUUCUUGUAUGGAGUGGUUUAGAAAUUGUGCUUCAUUAGGGUCAUGGAAAGCACUCGCCACGCUAUAUACGAAUACAAAUCUGUACACGUCAGCGAUGAGCACCAUAAGCAUUGUGUGUGGAAAUGAGCGAUAGAGUAACGAAAGGCUUCUCGAACGAUCUCUUAUACUGUAUAAUUUUAUCAUAGCGCAACACUCUGUGUGCUCGAUAUCUCGAAAGUAAUGUCGCACAACCACGGGGUCCUACGUCCCACGUGAGAUGGAUUUGUGG
Ceratosolen solmsi marchali is the source of this 4149-nucleotide messenger RNA. Its product is annotated as retinoblastoma-like protein 2. Gene Ontology annotation, cellular component: transcription regulator complex; nucleus; chromatin. Bases 478 to 3693 code for a protein of 1071 amino acids. The record is from RefSeq and is a predicted model, not a curated record. The transcript is spliced from 9 exons. Lineage: Eukaryota; Metazoa; Arthropoda; Insecta; Hymenoptera; Agaonidae. Gene Ontology annotation, biological process: negative regulation of G1/S transition of mitotic cell cycle; cell differentiation; regulation of transcription by RNA polymerase II. Gene Ontology annotation, molecular function: RNA polymerase II transcription regulatory region sequence-specific DNA binding.